AUGAGCAACGUGGACAACAUGUCUGAAACGCAAGCAGACGAGCGCCCGUCCUCGGCACACCACAGGCCGGUCAAGGUUGUCAGCAGUGGUGACUUGGCAGCAACCUCAUCGGCACUCGACGUCCCAGCCAGUCCAUCCUCCGCGAUUCCCCGCGACUUCUCGUCGCUGGACAUUGCGUCCAGGCGAAGAUUCAAGAGCUACCGUCUGCACGGCGAGUUCGAGAAGCCAUGGCUCGCAGAUCCGGCCAUGAACAAGACAAAAUGGAACAACUGGAUCGUGAGGGGCUUCAUCCUCCUCGGCCUCGUCCUCGCCGGCGUAGCGUGCGUCUUCCUAGUCUGGCCAUACAAGGACGGGCCUUACUGCCUCGUCUACGAAGACCACUUCACCUCCUUCAACAAGGACAUCUGGUCGCACGAGGUGCAGCUCGACGGCUUCGGCACAGGCAGCUUCGACUGGACCACCACCGACGCAAAGAACUCGUACGUCGACGCCGAAGGCCUGCACAUUGUUCCCACCCUCACCAACGAGUCCACGCCCAUCACCAACAACGACCUCUUCGCCAACUACACCCUGGACCUGACCAAGGACGGCAGCUGCACCAGCACCACCAAUACCUCCUGCAUCACCACCUCGGACCCCAAGAAGGGCGCCAUGAUCCCCCCGAUCCGCUCUGCCCGCCUCUCAACAAAGGGCAAGAAGAGCAUCCGGUACGGCAGAGUAGAAGUCGUCGCCAAACUCCCCAAGGGCGACUGGAUCUGGCCCGCCAUCUGUAAAGAAAAAUCACCCCCCCUUUACCCCCCUUCACCCCCAAAAAAGCCUUCCCAUCUAACAAGCCUCCAAGGGAUGAUGCCCGAAGCCUCCACCUACGGCGAAUGGCCUCGCAGCGGCGAGAUCGACAUCAUGGAAUCAAGAGGCAACUCGCGCGCCUACACCGAAGGCGGCCGCAACUACUACUACGGCACCCUCCACUGGGGUCCCACGGCCGAAAAGGACAGCUACUGGCGCACCACCAACGCAAAGAUGCUCCGCCGCGGCGACUUCUCGCGCGGCUUCCACACGUUCGGCGUCCAGUGGACCCCCAACUACAUCUACUUCUACAUCGACAGCCGCGCACACCAAAUCAUGUUCAUGGGCUUCGACCGCGCCCGCCCGCUCUACGACCUCGGCCGCUUCGCCAGCAUGGCCGAGAACCAGACACUGCUGGCGAACCCGUGGGCCAUGUCCAACUCCACCACGGGCAACGCCCCCUUCGACCAGAGCUUCUAUUUGAUUCUCAGCGUGGCUGUCGGCUCCAAGAACGGCUGGUUCCUGGACCACGUUGGCGAUAAGCCCUGGAUCGACGGUGCCAAAAACGCCCAGUGGACCUUUUGGGAUGCUGCUGCCAAGUGGCUGCCGACCUGGGGCGAGGGCGCCGACCGCGGCAUGACGGUCAAGUCCGUCAAGAUGUGGCAGGCUGGGCAGUGUGGCUCGUCGAGCGAGCUUUAG
Metarhizium acridum CQMa 102 is the source of this 1485-nucleotide messenger RNA. NCBI's taxonomy places the organism in Eukaryota, Fungi, Ascomycota, Sordariomycetes, Hypocreales, Clavicipitaceae. The record is from RefSeq and is a predicted model, not a curated record.